CCCACACCUUUUUCCCCGAAGUACACUCGCAGUCUGAUGGUACCUACCUAGCCGCAUACUACACACAUACCAUUUCCCCCUUCACCCCACGUACAGCACUUGGGUACACACACACCCCGUCUGCUCAGAGGAUGCUGAUGUAUAGGGCCUAGUCUACCAAACAAUGUGUGCUGGCAAGGGGCCCCUACCUUGCACCCGCUUCCUGGUCACUUGCUAGUAGUCAAGUCAUUGUCCCCUUCUACCUCCACCCCUCCCCCUCCUUUUUCUGACUAUUAGAUCUUUGCCCGUCUUGGUCUUCUAGAUCUUGACUCCACCGUCCGGGAUACUGUCUCUGCGAGGUACCAAGAUACAUUCUUCAAGUGAGAGAGAGACAGUGGUCCUCUGCUCUGGGUCUCAACCGUCCACGGUCACAUAAUACCCGGGGUCACCUCCGGCUGAUCGCGGACCAACUGCUCGACCUUGCUCUCUUUCUCAAACACCAGACUGAUCUUCACUCAUCUGUCCGUCUCUCGCCAUUCCUCGCGCUUGUCCAUUCCAGCCCUACGAAUCCUUUGCCAUAUCAAACUCGUUUAUUGUCCCCCCUUCUCCCACAACCGUCUUCCUCGACCUCUUUUUUCUUCCUCCGAACUCACAUGACACUGUACGCACCAUUUCGAACCGGAGACGCAGAGUCUUCCUUGUCGAACAUUCCAACACCGCCAGAACUGCCGGUGAUGGAUCCAGAGCUGUACCACAACAACAACAACACGCCUUCUUCUUCCUUUACAGUACCGUCGUCUAUUGCCAGCGUGAAGAGAGACCCAUCGAUAUCGCAGUCGCCUCCUCACAUGUCGCCCCUGACGAGUGUCGAAGCCAUGUACACGGCAUCGCCGCAGCUAGUAACACGGACGAACUCUACGACCCCUGAUCCAGCCCACGCUGAUGGGCAGUUGGUUGUGGGAAUGGGGAUCCGUGAUGGCGAGUGCCAGAGGGCUUUCAUGCCCUCUUCAGUUCCUCGCCAAGGAGCUUCUUCUUCCAUGUGGAGCGCCUGUAUGGGAGGGUCACAAACUGGAAGCGACGAUUUCGACAACUACGCUCUGCACAGCUCUCGGCCUGGUCAGGUAGCUGACGGACUCCCUCCUCCAUCUUCGCGUAGCUGGACGCCUCCAGAACACAUUCGCUCGGUAUCUUGGGAUCACUAUCCGAGACAGCAACUAGUUGCUUCUUAUUCACAAGGCCCAGAACUGACUUCUUUCCCGGCUGAUGGGCUUCCUUACAACCUUCCCCUGCAGAGUUAUGACGGGGCAGAAGGCAGCUUUCUGCAGCGAAGCCAGACAGAACCGUGCCCAAGGCAGUAUCAGAACGAAGUAUCGACACCAGAAAGCCUUCGCGCGCUGUCCCCCUGCAGCACUACUCUGUGUCUAAAGGCAGAUUACGACGAGGGUCUGCCAAGUCCAACACCCGCCGCGCAGCAACAGCCAUUACCGGGCACGAUGGAGGACUUGAUGGGUGGUGGUGGUGGACCUCACUCGCCACCCCCGAUCGGAACGGGUAACGGGAGUCAAAUCGACAGCAGUGCGCCGAGCCCAACAUCAGCAGCAGCAGUAGCAGCAGCAGCAGUGGUAAUUCCCGGCGGCGGGGGUGGCGCAUCCGACUCGGGCUUGACGAGCAACAACACUAGCAACAGCAGCAGCAACAACAACAAAAACGAAGAGCCCUACGCAAAGCUCAUUUACCGUGCCUUUAUGAGCAAGCCGAACCACGCCAUGACCCUGCAGGAGAUCUACCAGUGGUUCCGGGACAACACGGACAAGGGCAAGGAUGAUACCAAGGGGUGGCAGAACAGUAUCCGGCACAAUCUGAGCAUGAACAUGGCUUUUACCAAACGUGAGAGAAAAUGCAGCACCGCCAGCCAGAGCGAUCCCUCGACAGCAGACGACAAGCAGCCAGAAGAAGAGACCAAACCGGUUGUUUUGGCUUCGUCUUCUUCUCCUGCUACCGCUGCUAUUUCAGCCGACCAAAAGAAAUCUACCGAGUGGUACCUUGAGCCCUGGGCCAUUCACGAGGGUGUCCAAUCCACCACCCGCUACCGCAAGGGGAACCAGUCCCGACGCAGCGGUGCCCUGUCUUCAUCUUCCCUUCGGUAUGAUGACUUUUCCCGGCGGUCGUCAUCUGGUAGUCAUCGGGGCAUUAACAAACCCGGAGUCUACAACGGCAGAAUCCGCACCGCGUCGUCGUCGUCGUUGUCGUCUGCUUCCCGACAUGCCCAGACCAACAUGAGGAACCACGCUCGGAACAUUGCGCAUGCCAUGGCCCAGGCGCAGGUGGCGGCCAUGGCGGUGGGGUACUACCCCCCUCCUCCUCCGCAGACAUCACCCUACGCUGGGAGCCACUCGGGGUUUUAUCCUGCUGGGCCGUUGGUGCAGGUGGACAUGCCCGCGAUGGGGGUGGACCAGCAGCAACAGUUGGAUUAUCACCACCAAGCUCAUCAGGAUGGGUACUAUCUUCACUCUCAGCGGUCUGCUGCUUCUACUCGGGCGCCGUCAGACGAGCCGGUGACACCCGAGCCGGUGAAUGUCGGGUUGGCGUACGGGCAGGGGACCGCACCGGAUGGGUUGUUGCUUCCCGAUUUGAGGACCACGAGCGCAAGUAAUGGGGAUUAUCACGGGGGUUUAAUGCAGCAUCAUCAUGUUUAUGACACUCAUCAUCACAAUGGGUGGGGGGGAGCGAGCACGGCGAUUAUGGAUGAUGGGGAACAACAUCAUCAUAUGGGGAUGGUUGGGUAUCAUCAGUAUUAAGUGUCUUUUUUUUUUCUUUUCUGUCAUUUCUUUUGUUGCUGUACAUACAUACAUGGCGAUAAAAAGUUGGAGUGGAAAUGGGGAUUUUUGGUUGAUCAGCAAGCAAGGGUUGGUUGUGUUUUAAGCAUGGGUUAAUUUUGGGGGGCGGAUAGCAUGGAUUUUUGUACAAUUAUUAUACCUUAUCAUGGUGGGCAGAGGAAAAGAGAGAGUUGAGGUGUGUUGUUAUUUUUGCUUCUUGUUUUCUGGUGUGGGGUUUGAAGUGAGUAUCUGUAGAAAUACACGUCGUUGACGAGUGGGUGUCAUAGUCAG
Podospora pseudopauciseta is the source of this 3086-nucleotide messenger RNA. RefSeq lists its product as uncharacterized. Lineage: Eukaryota; Fungi; Ascomycota; Sordariomycetes; Sordariales; Podosporaceae. Bases 633 to 2777 code for a protein of 714 amino acids. The transcript has 2 exons. Gene Ontology annotation, molecular function: DNA-binding transcription factor activity, RNA polymerase II-specific; RNA polymerase II cis-regulatory region sequence-specific DNA binding. The record is from RefSeq and is a predicted model, not a curated record. Gene Ontology annotation, biological process: regulation of transcription by RNA polymerase II.